Molecule: messenger RNA, 755 nt
Organism: Hibiscus syriacus
Lineage: Eukaryota; Viridiplantae; Streptophyta; Magnoliopsida; Malvales; Malvaceae
Exons: 8
Coding region: 210-755 (181 amino acids)
Biological process (GO): regulation of exocytosis
Cellular component (GO): plasma membrane; cytoplasm
Molecular function (GO): GTPase activator activity; syntaxin binding; myosin II binding
Source: RefSeq, a predicted model, not a curated record
CAUUCCUCUCACCCGCUAUCAUAUCCUCGCUUCCUUCCAUCUCAAUCUUUCCGAUUACAAUCCCGAACACAAGCAUCUCGUUGCUAUCUCUUCAGUUGGUCUUUCGUAUUUCUUUACGGAUUCUACUGCUUAUGAUUUAAGAAACUUGCCCCUUGAUUCUAUAAAUCAAUUCUUUGGAUUCUCAGGUAACAACGUUGGAUCAUUUGUGUAUGUAUUUGGAUGUUGCCGACCCAGAAAGUUUACCCUGCUGGAGUGGAUAUACACAGUUCAUUUUGACAGUAAAUAAUCAAAUUCAAUUAGAAAAGGGAUCAUCUUUUAUCUUGCUGUCCAUGCACUUACUGUUUAAGGUUUGGGACUCGGAAAAGAGGCUCUUGUCUCAUGUACAUGUCUUUAAAGAAGAAAUUACUUCUUUUGCAGUUAUGCAAACUGACCCCUACAUGUAUGUUGGAGAUUCUGAUGGCAUCAUCAAGGUUUUUAAGAUUGAAGAAGAACUUCUCAUGGUAAGUCAGCUCACGGACGACAACCAAUGUGUGUACACAGCACCGCCUGAACUUCCCUCUUUCAGUGAUGUGAAGGAUUCUGAUGAUGAAGGGUUUUCUAAUAGAUGCAGCCUUUUGGUGUUGAAAGAUGUAGCAAAGGUAUUUGGAGAUUCUGAUGGCAACAUCAAGGGUUUUAAGAUUGAACAAGAAGUACGUCAUGUUAUACAAAUGAAAUACACUAUACCUUUCUCAGCUUCUCAUGUGUCAUUGGAUUGA